This is a messenger RNA of Bufo bufo (common toad), 5881 nucleotides long. It is a transcript of the gene HEG1, whose product is annotated as heart development protein with EGF like domains 1. The record is from RefSeq and is a predicted model, not a curated record. The coding region runs from base 199 to 4113 and encodes 1304 amino acids. Lineage: Eukaryota; Metazoa; Chordata; Amphibia; Anura; Bufonidae. The transcript is spliced from 13 exons. Gene Ontology annotation, molecular function: calcium ion binding. Gene Ontology annotation, biological process: heart development.
GGGCGGCUCUGUCCCCUCGGUGGGCGGCUCUGUCCCCUCGGUGUCCCCUCGGUGGGCGGCUCUCGCUCCCUCCAUCCCUCUCUCCGCCCUCCCCGCUCAGUCUGCGCUCAGUGGCCGCUCCAUGCUGCUCUCUCCCCGGCUGCACUCGGCUUGUCAGCCCGCUCCGGGGAGCUCCGCGUCCUCUCCGGCUGCUCCUGCAUGAUGCUCCCCGGCCCCCGGCUGCUGCUCCGGGCUGUGCUGCUCCUGGGCACCGCCCGCUGCUCCUCUGGAUGGUCCACCCCGGGGACGCCCGGACACCCGCACAUGAGUCUGCCCGCGGGGAGCCGCCCGCACAGAUGGGGAGCAGCGCCGAGCCCCGCACCCCCGGGGAGGGAAGGGUUAAUGGCGGGGGGUUACAGGAUCCGAGCUGCAGAACUUUCUCCAGAGAUCCAGAACCGAACCCCGAGAGAUCCCAACAGAACUGGGACUGACCCUCCAUCAGAACCCAACAGAACUGGGACUGACCCUCCAUCAGAACCCAACAGAACUGGGACUGACCCUCCAUCAGAACCCAACAGAACUGGGACUGACCCUCCAUCAGAACCCAACAGAACUGGGACUGACCCUCCAUCAGAACCCAACAGAACUGGGACUGACCCUCCAUCAGAACCCAACAGAACUGGGACUGACCCUCCAUCACAACCCAACAGAACUGGGACUGACCCUCCAUCAGAACCCAACAGAACUGGGACUGACCCUCCAUCAGAACCCAACAGAACUGGGACUGACCCUCCAUCAGAACCCAACAGAACUGGGACUGACCCUCCAUCAGAUCCCAACAGAACUGGGACUGACCCUCCAUCAGAACCCAACAGAACUGGGACUGACCCUCCAUCAGAACCCAACAGAACUGGGACUGACCCUCCAUCAGAACCCAACAGAACUGGGACUGACCCUCCAUCAGAUCCCAACAGAACUGGGACUGACCCUCCAUCAGAACCCAACAGAACUGGGACUGACCCUCCAUCAGAACCCAACAGAACUGGGACUGACCCUCCAUCAGAACCCAACAGAACUGGGACUGACCCUCCAUCAGAACCCAACAGAACUGGGACUGACCCUCCAUCAGAACCCAACAGAACUGGGACUGACCCUCCAUCAGAACCCAACAGAACUGGGACUGACCCUCCAUCAGAACCCAACAGAACUGGGACUGACCCUCCAUCAGAACCCAACAGAACUGGGACUGACCCUCCAUCAGAACCCAACAGAACUGGGACUGACCCUCCAUCAGAACCCAACAGAACUGGGACUGACCCUCCAUCAGAACCCAACAGAACUGGGACUGACCCUCCAUCAGAACCCAACAGAACUGGGACAGACCCUCCAUCAGAACCCAACAGAACUUGGACUUAUCCAACAUCAGAACCCAACAGAACUGGGACUGAUCCAACAUCCGAUCCCAACAGAACUGGGACUUAUCCAACAUCAGAACCCAACAGAACUGGGACUGAUCCAACAUCAGAACCCAACAGAACUGCCAGUCCAUCACUCAGCGCUGAUAUAGAAAAGACCCAGACAUUUGCAGGAUUGGGUCAAACAGGAAAUCUCCUGGGACCUCACAUAUAUUAUAGAUCAGAACCGAACUGGACCGAUAUUUCCCAGACAAGUUCAGAUUCUGGAAUCAGCCAGAAAUCAGCGUCCCAGCGACAUGUGAACAAGAGGACACCGGUGGGGGACACGACGUACAUCUCCACCACCCGAGGAGGGGACAGGACCCUCUUAUUCGUCACCAGCAAUGUGUCCGAUAUCACCGAGAUUCCCGACGUGUAUCCAACCAGCCGUGGGAGCGUUCUCCAGGAAUCGACGACCGCAGCGCAGGGAGAGGAGCGCUCCACCGAGGUCAGGAACGUGUCCUCCCAGGCUGCUCCCUCAGCGCCCACCACGUACCCUCUACAGACCCCGUCAUAUGUGGUGACCACGUACCCAUCCCCCAUGUCCCACCACAUGCCCAACACCACAUUCCCAUUCAUCAGUGUCUCCAUCACUGAGGCCGACAGGAGGAACAGCCUGAAGACCACAGGGGUCACCCCUAGAAACUCCUCUGUCGAUCUGUGGUCGUCGCCCGCUGACUUGUCCAGCGUUGGGACUUCAUCUUCUGCAUUGACCACCACUAGCAUGGCGGCUUCUUCAUCCUUUCCUGGAGAACGGUCCCAGCAGCCACCAUCGCAGGUCUCCUACUCAUCCCCCGUCCCCUCCACAGCUCGCUCCUCGGCCUCACCGUCUCUGACCACCCAUAGUCCUCACCCAUUGACCGCCAUGUCCUCCACCCCUGGCUCCCCUAUAUGGUCCACAUCACUGCCGCCAUCUCUCACCACAGAAUCCUCUCCAGGAGAUGGAGCAGAGAAGAAGCAGACCCUCACACCCUCCAUAUCACCCACUGACGCCAAUACAUCAAUGGCCGCCAGUCCUGGGACCCCCUCAGUGGUCACUGAGAGGAGACUACAUGAUGAGACAACGCCAAUGUCACGAGACAUCACCCCAACACGGAGACCACUGAAGAUGCAAACCACAGCCAUAACCACAGAGGGGAUGCAGAGGGCCACAGUGGGAACGUGGCAUGUUGGGACCACAGAUAGCGCUCUUUCUACUACAACCACUAACAUCCCACUGACAACACCUCCAUCUGAUACUCUGAGGACAACGGGGCCUGGAAGCUCUGCACCCACCACCGCUGGCCGGGAGCUGUUCACCAGGAGGACCACCCAAACCGACCUCAACACUGAGGCGCCAAGACCGCACACCACAGUCAGCACCAAGGCCAAGAAGCCCCCUCCUGUCCCGACCCCUCCUAGCACCACACCGGCUGUGAGGUCCGCAGUCACCGGGACUCCUUCCACCACGACCCGUCUGAGGGCGAAUCCCACCACUGCAGCCAGUCCCUGCUCCUCCAGUCCUUGCCAGAACGGGGGUCUCUGUGUGGAAAGUGGGGGCUCAAAAAGCUACAGAUGUGAUUGUCCAUCGUCCUGGAGUGGAGAUCUCUGCAACACAGAUGUGGAUGAAUGCCUCUCCACCCCCUGCCCAGCGCCGAGCACCUGCCUCAAUUCCAGGGGCUCCUUCAGCUGCCAGUGUCCCCUGGGGUUCCUCCUGCAGAAGGGCGCAGGCUGCGUUCUCGUGCGGACAUUUCUCGGACAAAUUGAGAUUCCCUGGAGCCUCCUGGACAGCGACGGCGUGAAAGACAGCACCCUGCAUGAAAUCAAGGAGGACAUAGUGCGCAUCCUGAAUUCCUCUUUCUCCGCUAUUUCCGGUUAUUACCAGUCCUCGGUCACCAGUGACAGUCACACCAGCAGUAAUAGCCUCAUGGUGCAGAAUCUUUUCUCUCUGGAGUCAAACGUGACAAUGUUCGAUCUGUCGCGCAGUCUGCAGAACUAUGCCAAAGUGUGCGAGACGUCCCCAGAGCGCCCCGCGUCCUGCCAGCUGGUACUGCACCUCCAGCAUCGUAUACAGGCCCUCAGUCUGUGUCAUGUGAGGGACCCCGGGUGUGACAAUGAGACGGCCGUUUGCGCCGAUCCCGCUGGUUUAGCGUUUUGUCAGUGUAAGCCGGGAUUCUUCAAAUACAGCAAAACGGAUCAUUCAUGUCGAGCCUGUGACGACGGCUACAAACUGGAAAAUGGAGCCUGUGUGAGGUGUCCAUUUGGCCUCGGAGGAUUUAACUGCUCGAACCCGUACCAGCUCAUCACCGUGAUCAUUGCGGCUGGCGGCGGCGGACUCCUCCUCAUCCUGGUCGUUGCGCUGGCAUUCACUUGUUGCAGGAAGAGCAAACACGACAUCAGUAAACUGAUCUUCAAGAGCGGAGAUUUCCAGAUGUCUCCGUAUGCUGAAUAUCCGAAAACGCCGCGGUCAUCAGAAUGGGGGCGAGAGGCGAUUGAGAUGCAAGAGAACGGCAGCACCAAGAACCUGCUGCAGAUGACGGACGUCUACUACUCGCCCGCGCUGAGGACCUCGGAGCUGGAGAGGAAUGGCCUUUACCCGCCGUACAGCGGCCUGCCGGGCUCCCGCCACUCGUGUAUCUACCCCGGACAAUACAACCCAUCGUUCAUCAAUGAGGAGAACCGGCGGAGGGACUACUUCUAGUGUGCACAGCCCCCAGCGCCCCGCUGUCACUGCCGCCAUCUUGCCCCGUCCCUUAUGUAACGCAGCAGCGGAUAAUUGUGGGGGAGGGAGAACACCAGGACCCGAAAUCAAAUAUGGCGGCCGUCGUGAUAGGCGCACUCCGUUAGCUGGGCUGCGCCAUUCUCUGUGUCUUCUGUGAAGCCGCUGCUAAGAGGCACAGAAAAUGGACGCCUCACAUCCUGCGAUCAAUUCUAUCGAUAAUUUAUUGACUGUGGACAGUUGUGUGAGACGGACGUGACUGAGGGCGGCCAUGACACGCCACCGCCAGAAAUACGGAGGAGAAGGACCCCCGUCUGCUGAUUAUAUGUAGAGAAUCUGAAGGGUCUGUACAGGGAGUCUCAUCAUACAAUAUGGCGGCAGAAAGACGGAACCGCGCAGGAGAGGCUCGGGGUGCGUCUCACCUGUAGAGCGGGCACCGCGGACCCUCCAUUCUCCAUAGGUGGGGCCCUCAUUUGCACUUUACACUGGAGUUAUUCACUCUGUUCCAAGAUCCGCACAUCCUGCGCCAGAGGCCGGCGGCCAUUAUACCGGAGACACGCUGGACGCCGCCUCUUGUAUCCGCUCGUCCUGUGUAGGAGCUGAAGUACGUAAAGGUCACCCCCACUACUGAGUGUCAGAUGGAAUCUCCCUUCAUGAGCAUAUAGCCCAUAGUGAGCCUGUGUUGUAGCAUCUCCUAUACUCCAGUCACAUCCAGAGCUGCAAGCCACAUUCUUAUGGUAAAUCAUCUUAGGGCUCAUUCAGACAGCAUGGACGUAUUGUAUCUUCUGUAUCACAGUCAGGGCACUAAAUAGCCCUUAUACUCCAGUCACCUCUAAAGCUGCGUCUACAUGUAUUAUUUUCAAGUCACAUCCGAGCUGCAUUUGCUAUUCAUUCCUCUGUUACUCCAGACAUUACUCUCUCUUCUCAAGUGUGAUUUAGGCAGCAGUAGAUCCGUGGGCCGCACGCGUUCAGAUAAUGCACUGACGGAAAUGACUGCGUCUGAAUGAGGCCUAAAUCAGCGAAAUAUGAGUUCUAGAAGGAGAGCAGUAUGAUUAUGAACGCAGCUCCGGAUGUGACUGGUGUACAAUACAUGAUGUAGCACCAUUAUUGUGAAUGGAGCUUUGAAUACAAGCUGUAACCUCAUUGUGAAUGCAGCUCUGGAUGUGAGUGGGGUAUGAUGCAAGCUGUAACCUCAUUGUGAAUGCAGCUGUGGAUGUGAGUGGAGCAUAAUACAUCUAUGAAGCUGAUGUGUCCUGUGGACUUGCGCUGACAUCCGGAGCGGCGCUCACCUGUCGGAUGUAUUGAUCUGGGCGGUUGUGUAGACGUGACCCUCCUGAUCUGUGGUUUGUGCUGUACAAUUAUUAGGGGUCCCGGGCCCCUGGAAUGGGGAGAGGGGCUAUUUAAUAUGACAUUUUAUUUUUUUACACAAGCUGUAGACUAAUCACAUGAUCUGUGCCGCCUGCGAAGUCGCUAAUAAUGUUCCUCGUAUUUUUCCCGUAUCCUGUAUGUAUCCUACCAGCAGCCGCAUAGUAUCCGGCACUUCGGCUCAAACCGGCGCCGCCAUGAUAAGGUCAGCUGACCUCUGUCCCCACAUCUGUGAAUGCUAGAAACACUGUAGAAGCCCCUCCCACGGCGCCGGGGGCCGCUAUCUGAAUGAAGUGCUUGUUUGUAGAUACUUUUCUACCGUGUGAUGGCGUCUGGCGUUCUAGUCAGCCGCAGGACCAUUAAUAAACACGUUUGUUACAAUGUG